AUGCACACGGCUCUUGCCCUCUGGACGAGAGCGCUGGCGUUGACGCUGCUCGGCGUGGUGUUGCUUCCGGUAGCCGGCGCCGCUGAAGAAGAAAAGGGCGCAUUCGCGGCUCCAGCGUUUUGUGAUCGGGAGGCCAGCCGACACGCCAGGGAGAUCAUCCGCCAGUUUUUGCUGCCAGAACUCCAUGCUCGGGAGUACCAUUUUCCCUCCAGAUGCCGGCUGGAAGAGAGUCGAGACAUGUAUGCAUGGCAAGAGAGUCAGAAAACGUUGGGGGUACGGGGAACCUGGAAGUGCAACUUCUGUGGCAAGGUCUUUAGGAACGAACACUACGUGGAUGGUCACCUGGACAGGCGUCACGCUGACCAGGUGAGGCCGUCCGCGGAUGUGUGCCUGGCCGACCUGUGCCCCUUGCUGUUGUGCGACGACCUGGCCAACGACGCCAUCCCCGGUGACGCCCACGCCGUCAGCCCAUGCUCCGCCUUCGACCAGCAGAGGCGCCAGCGGCAGUGCGGCCUGCUGGCGUCGGAGUGCUUCCCCUUGGACGGCGGCGCGGUGUCCGUGGACCUGCACGAGUACUUUACGCAGUACUUCUGUGAGGCGCUCACGUGCGACGGCUCCCUUAAAGCCCAGCGGCUGCGGGCGCUGCGGGGCGCCCGGGUGGAGCAGACCGGCCUGGCGUACCCAGUCCUCAGCGUCUUCACUCUGGCGGCCCUGGCUAUGUUCUACGUCGUGUACUGCGGCACCAGGGAGGCCAGGCCGGAGGGCCCCCUGGCCCGGGGCGACCUGCGGCGCAGGGAGCCCAGGGAGCGCCCGGUGCGGCGCGGCGUGGCGAGCUGGGCGGGCUUUCUGUGGAAGGAGGAGAAGGCGAAGGAGUACUGA
This is a messenger RNA of Ostreobium quekettii, 879 nucleotides long. NCBI's taxonomy places the organism in Eukaryota, Viridiplantae, Chlorophyta, Ulvophyceae, Bryopsidales, Ostreobiaceae. The record is from the annotation of a GenBank genome assembly.